Molecule: messenger RNA, 906 nt
Organism: Ogataea haglerorum
Lineage: Eukaryota; Fungi; Ascomycota; Pichiomycetes; Pichiales; Pichiaceae
Exons: 1
Coding region: 1-906 (301 amino acids)
Cellular component (GO): membrane
Molecular function (GO): serine-type endopeptidase activity
Source: RefSeq, a predicted model, not a curated record
AUGUUUAGACUUCUUCUAGCCAACAAGGGUCCUGUAAAUUGGACACGGCGAUCCGUAUUCACUGCGGGACUACAGAAGACGGCUUUCCAAAAUGCAUUUUUCACCAGAUCUUCGCAAUUGAUCAACAAAACUUCUCUGUUCCGGAAUUACGCCACUCACAGAGAACUCGCAUACAGACUAAGAGGACUCGGGAACCCAAAAGUGUCUGGGUCCUUGGUCAAGUCGCUGAUGUUUACUGUUGGUUUCUCGGCAGGCUGCUACGUUGCAACGCCCUACUUAUUUAAUUAUACCCCCUUGUCGUACUUCAAACGGCAUCCCAUUCACUUACUCUAUGGCCUUAUUGGAAUCAAUGUUGGAAUCUUCUUGCUUUGGAGAGCUCAGACAGCCAGUCUAAGGACAAUGAAAGUUUUAAACAAGUAUUUCCUACUGGAAAGAGGACCUUCAAGGCCAUCUGAGUGGUCUCUUCUCUGGUCUGGCUUCAGUCACCAGGAUUUUGCGCACUUGUUGAUGAACAUGCUCUGUUUGUACUCGUUUGGAACUACUAUGGUGCAAGUUCUGGGUGUGGUCAACUUCACGUCCUUAUAUCUAAUUUCGGGAGUGGCGUCUUCAUUCACCUCCAUCCUAUUUUCCACCAUAGCCAGGUCCUAUGGUAUGUCUCUCGGAGCCUCGGGCGCCAUAUCUGCCAUAUUUGCCGCGUUUGCAACCAUUUUCCCCAAGGCCGGAAUCUCACUAUUUUUCUUCCCUCUUCCGGGUGGAGCCCAAGUGGCCUUGCUCGGAUUUACUGCGUAUAACAUUCUUGGUUGCUUCUACAGAUGGGGAGGUUUAGAUUAUGCUGCACAUUUGGGAGGAACUUUACUCGGAUUUCUCUAUGCCAAAUACCUGCAACAGAAAAGACGUUAUCGAUAA